Molecule: messenger RNA, 1395 nt
Organism: Meloidogyne enterolobii
Lineage: Eukaryota; Metazoa; Nematoda; Chromadorea; Rhabditida; Meloidogynidae
Source: the annotation of a GenBank genome assembly
AUGAGAAAAAUAUUAACUAAUAAUUUAAAUUAUUUAACUAAACAACAAAUUAAUGUUCACCAUCGAAAUUUAAAUUUUUUUCCAAUUUUUUAUUUUAAUAAAUUUAAUAAUUUAAUGAGGCCUAAAAAAUAUUUUUCUUUUAAUUUUUUAUUUAUUUGUUUAAUUUUAUUAAUAUUACCUUUUAAAUCGGUUACUAUUUUUGAUGUUCCUUGCACACAAAAGUUGAUAGGAAAUAAAUGUUUAUUUGACGAAGAAUGUUAUGGAACAAAUACAGUAUGCCGGGAUGGGCGCUGUACUUGCCCAACAAAUUUUGAAGAAUUUGAUUUGGAUGAAACAAAAACUGUUUGUAGACUUGCGCCUAGCAAAAUUGGAGAUAGCUGCCAAAGAGAUUGUAAACCUCCUUUGCUUUGUAGGGAUGGAAAAUGUGAAUGUUGGGGUGGAAGUAUAAUUAAUGGUGUUUGUACUGUCCCUUGUCCCGCUGGUCAACAACUUUAUGGUGUUGAAUGUACUAGAGUUGCUAGUUGGGGGCAAUCUUGUGAAAAAGAUAUUCAUUGUGUAGAUUCUUUUAAUUCUUGUAUAAAUGGACAAUGUCAAUGCUCGCCUGGUACACACAGAGAUUAUAAUAAAGGAAGAUGUUUUGCUGUUUGCCCUGAUGGAAAUUCGCCAAUCCAAACUUGUCGUCGUUUAUUUAUUAAUGAUGUAGAUAUGCUAGAUAAUGCAGCAACAACAGAUAGUUGUCCAGUUGGUUAUCGUUGUGUUACUUAUGGAAGUCCGUAUAUUGGGCAUUGCUGCAAAAUUUAUUGUCCUUAUGGGGAGCCUGAUUUAAAUCAAUCUUGUGAUUCUGGGACUAAUGAAGAAUUAAAGUGUCGCCCACUAACACAUUUUUGUAUGACAUUAAGUGAACCAGGUUGGAAAACCUCUAUUUGUUGUCCAAAACCUUGUAGAGACCCAACACCUGUAUAUCACAAUGGACAAUGUUUAAGUAUUGCACACAGAGAUGAUCCUUGUCAAAAUGAUUUACAAUGUGAAGGUGGAGUUACAAUGUUUUGUAAUUUUGGGCAGUGUGAAUGUAAAAUUGGAUUUCAACCGAAUAAUGAUCAUCGCUUUCCAAGUUGUGAAAAACAUUGUGAAUUAAAUGAGGUUUCAACAAUAGAUCGUUGUUUAAAACGGGCAGCAUUAGGUGAACGUUGUAUAAACAGUAAACAAUGUGGAGAUCCAGCAGCAGAAUGCCGUUUUGGUAUUUGUCAAUGUCUUUGCUCUUUUAAAGCAGCAAAUAUACUUGGAGAACAAAGAUGUUCAAAUCCUGAUGAUCCUUUAGGUUUUGGAAAUAUUUUAACGAGAGUUGAACAAAUAUUUCAAAAUAAACAAAGAGGAUUUAAUGGAAUAAAUACUUAA